UCAUGCACCUACCCUUCCUAUAUAUUUCCCUCUUCUCUUUAAAUUCCAAAAAUUCCCCUUCCCCUCACAAGCACAAUAAUCAAAUCUCUUCUCUCCUUUCCUCUCUAUACCCAAUUCAACCAAUUAUAAUGUACGGACACAGCUUUGCCCAAUCUGAUUUUGCAAUUUUAGACUCAGUUCGCCGUCAUUUACUCGGUGAAUCCGACCCUGGACUCACUGUUUCAACCGCUACUUGUAAUUCCACUGCCACUGCGCCUCCUCCUACUGCUACUGCUUAUUGCCGGAGUUCCAGCUUUGGCUGCUUGGACCCUUGUUUAACUGACACCUGGGGGGAUCUUCCUUUGAAGGAAAACGAUUCCGAGGAUAUGCUUGUCUACAAUUUCUUGCGGGAUGCCCUCACUGAAGGUUGGGUCCCCGUCCCACAGGAGGUUACAGAAAGCUGUCAGCUUAAUUUUCCGGUGAAGGAGGAGCCUUUUGUGGCCCCCGAACAACAGAUUACAGCAACUCCUGCUGCCACAGCGGCGGCCCCUGCUCCGGCGGUGGCUGUCCCUUCCAAGGGAAAGCACUACAGGGGAGUUAGACAGAGACCCUGGGGGAAGUUCGCCGCAGAAAUUCGGGACCCGGCGAAAAAUGGAGCCCGGGUUUGGUUGGGGACUUUCGAGACGGCUGAGGAUGCCGCUUUGGCUUAUGACCGAGCCGCUUAUAGGAUGAGGGGUUCCAGAGCUUUGUUGAAUUUUCCUUUGAGGAUUAAUUCUGGCGAACCAGAGCCGGUUAGAAUUACGUCGAAGAGAUCAUCGCCGGAGCCGACUUCUUCAUCGGAGAGUAAGUCGCCAAAGAGGAGGAGAAAGGUGGGUGGUGGUAGGUCAGCGGCGGCUCAAGCCGGGUUGGAAAUGGGAGGUGGAGUUGCACAAGUGGCAUCGAGUACACGUGUGGAAGAAUUAAUGGUUUUAUAAUGGUGAGGUGGAAGAUAUUUUGAGUGACUCAAAAAAUUGAUGGUAUCCGGAGUUGUAUGUAGUGUAUGAGGGUAUAAUCAUUUUUUGGGUGACCAAAGUUUUGGAGCUUCUUUUCUUUUAGGGACAAAAAUAAAUUAGUGAUGAGUUUGUUUUGGUUUGUGAAUAUACAAAAACUUGUUUUUUUUUUUAAUUGUUUUAUGAAAUUAAAUAUCUCCCACUGUUUAAAAAAUA
Molecule: messenger RNA, 1184 nt
Organism: Pistacia vera
Lineage: Eukaryota; Viridiplantae; Streptophyta; Magnoliopsida; Sapindales; Anacardiaceae
Product: ethylene-responsive transcription factor 2-like
Exons: 1
Coding region: 3-953 (316 amino acids)
Biological process (GO): regulation of DNA-templated transcription; ethylene-activated signaling pathway
Molecular function (GO): DNA binding; DNA-binding transcription factor activity
Source: RefSeq, a predicted model, not a curated record